UGGCAUAAAUGCCUGCGGUCAAGGCAAUUGGUCGGAGGUAACUGCUUUUAAAACUUGUCUUCCUGGCUAUCCCGGUGCUCCUUCCAAUAUCAAAGUGACGAAGAGUCAAAAUGGAGCACAUCUAACUUGGGAUCCACCACAAACCACUGCCGGCAAGGUGACGGAAUAUAGUGUGUAUUUGGCGAUUCGCAAUAUUCACGGUCGUGAAACUCCGCUUUCAUUCAUUCGUGUUUAUGUUGGUCCCAAUCCAUUCUGUAUCGUUUCAUUAGCCAAUUUACAUGCUGCGCAUAUCGAUAAAUCUUCUAAGCCCGCAAUCAUAUUCCGAAUAGCAGCGCGUAAUGAUAAGGGUUAUGGACCAGCAACUCAAGUGCGUUGGCUUCAGGAGCGGCCUUUGCGCCCAGUAACUGUUAUUGGUGGGACCUCAGGUAAUCCUCGUCAUUCGCAACAGCGGGUAGCACUGGCGCAAACGUCACAAAUUCCUCGCAAAAGACUUCGAAUUGAUUGA
Acanthocheilonema viteae is the source of this 505-nucleotide messenger RNA. NCBI's taxonomy places the organism in Eukaryota, Metazoa, Nematoda, Chromadorea, Rhabditida, Onchocercidae. The record is from the annotation of a GenBank genome assembly.